Molecule: messenger RNA, 2647 nt
Organism: Ciona intestinalis (vase tunicate)
Lineage: Eukaryota; Metazoa; Chordata; Ascidiacea; Phlebobranchia; Cionidae
Source: RefSeq, a predicted model, not a curated record
UUUAACUAAUAGUUUGUUUUUAUUCAGAUCUAUUUAUUGUUUGUGAUAUUAGAAUUGAAAUUGAAAAUAUAAUUUUGCAAGUCACAAACAUAAAAAUAUGGAUCCAGUUGAUGAUAAUAAUGAACCUCAUUCUCCACAAUCUGGAUAUUUGGAAGAGGGGGAAGGUGAUGGAAGCUUUUUAGAGGAAGGACAGAAUGAUGAGCAGUAUGUGGAACACAAUUUAAAUAGCUCGGAAAAUGUCGAAACAGACAAUGGGUUUGCUCAAAUUGAAGAAACUGUGGAGGAUGGAGGCGAGGAAGAUGAGGAUCAGGAACAAGGUUUGGGAAUUGAACAGAAUGCAGAGUAUGGUCAACUGGAGCAGGUUGUUGGUGAAGAAGAAAAUGGUGAUGAUGAACAAGAAGAAGGAAACAUCAGCGGUGAACUGAUGGAAGGAGAGCAAAAUGUUUCCUAUGAUUCGGUUGAAGUUGGUGAAGUGGAGAAAGAGGUGGGGGAUGAAGGCGAAGAAGUUGCUUUUCACGCUGGUGAGGAAGAUAUUUUGGAAGAAGAAGUUGAGGGAGAGGAGCACUUGGAGGAAAAUGUUCAAGAGUUUGUUCAUGAGGAGGGUGAUCCUAGUGAGCAACAGGAGGAAGUGAUAAAUGAAGAGCAUGAUGUGAUUGGUGAGGAGGUUCUUGAGGAAGAAGGUGAAGAAGUAGAAACUUAUGAGGAUGGUGGAGUCCAUGAUAGCUCUGCAGAGGUUAGAGAGGAAGGUUUCGAAAAUGUGUCUUUCAAUGAAGAGGCAACUAAUGAUGCUGGGAACGAAGUUACGGAAGAUGCAGCUUUCGAAGAACAAGCUGAAGAAAAACUGAAAGAAAUGAAUGAUGCAGAAUUUGAUCAGGUUCCUACAUCAACAAAUGACAUGUACGUGGAUCAAGUUGAUGCAGAAGAUGUUGCUGAGGAUGUUGUUGCUGAGGUUGGAGCAGAUGAGAAUGAGUAUGAAGCUGCAGUGGAGGUGGAGGAGGGGAUGCAAGAGGAUGAAGUUGAUGAAAAUGUUGCAGAGCAUGUAAGUGAUAGUGAUGAAGAUCAAGAGGACACGGCAAGUGAUGGAGUGAAACUUAGCCAUGUGUCAGAUGAUGACGAAAGAGGUUCCGAUUUUGAAGAAAGCAACUCCCAAGUUAAAGCAACUCAAGAUGAAUCAGUUAAUCAAGCACAGAUUGCGAAAAUGUUCGACUCGGAUAGCGAUGAUGAUGCUGCUGAAAAUGAGGGAGAUCUGAUCAAUGAUAUUUUCGGGAAGAGUGAUGAUGAAGAUGAGGAGUUCACUGGCUUCGGAGUGGAGGAAGUGAAGAAGAAAGAUGAGAGAAGCAAGAGCGCUGUCGGAGCAAUCAGCUCAGAUUCUGAUGAUGACAGUGAACCAACUCCAGCUGGAGAAGCAAGUAAGCAGCAGACACCUGAAGGUACAGAAGGUGAUUAUGAUUCGGAUGAAGGUGUCAAAGAUGUUCGGAAAGAAGGAGGGAUCGUAUAUGACUUUGACCUUAUGUUGGAACGAAAGAAAAAUGAAAGGAAAGGACGUCGUAAGAAGGAUGGUGGGACCUUUAUAUCUGAUGCCGAUGAUAUCAUUAAUGCAAUGCUUACAAAGAUGAGAGAAGCUGCAGAAGCAGAUAGAGAAGCCAAUAAACAUAGGAAACCUGCUCUAAAUAAACUCAAGAUGUUGCCUACUGUGAUACGACACUUGAAAAAACAGGAUUUGAAGGAAUCUUUUGUUGACAUGGGAAUGAUAGCGGCUGUUGAUGACUGGCUCUCAUUGCUACCCGACCGCAGCUUACCUCACCUUAGCAUUCGAACCGAACUUCUGAAAAUUCUUCAUGAGUUGCCAGGUGUAAGUUCGGAAACCUUAAAAACAAGUGGUAUUGGAAAGUCAGUGAUGCGACUCUUUAAACAUCCACGAGAGACAAGAAAAAAUCGCGAAUCUGCAGGAAGAUUAAUUAACAAGUGGUCACGUCCUAUCUUUGGUUUAAAUGACAACUUUAAGAGUAUGUCCAGAGGAGAUCGUGAACAAAGAGAUUUAGAGCAUAUGCCGCAAGCAAAGCGCCGGCGAUUGAGUGCUGGUCAAAAUGAGAGAAGGGAAGGUGAAGAAGAAGGUGCUGGAGAAGCUGAGCAACUUCGUCCUGGUGAACGAGGGUUUGUGAUGCGGGCAAGAGUGCCUGCUCCUUCACACAAGGACUAUGUCAUUCGACCUAAAUGGAAAGUAGAUUUAAUGGAAGAUGAAGACAGUCAACGGUUUCACCGACGAUCCAAGGGCAAGCAGGGUAAAAAAGAUGACAGACUCGAGAAGCAUUUGAAAUCUUUUGCAGACCGUCGCAAGCACAGUAAGAUGCAAAGAGCGGUUGGAAUAAGUAUUGAAGGAAGCAAAAUGCCUCUUACGUGACAAGACUUAUUUUUAUGUUUCUGUGCCAAUCAAGAUAUUUUACCAUGAUUUGCAAAAUUAUCGACAUACUAUGUGUUUCAUUGUUUCCAUGAACCACAUAUCUACUUCUUGCUAAAGUAAGACUGCACAUAUGCUGCCAUGCUUAUGUAACCCUAAGUAAUAUCUCCUUUUUUUUCAACCAAACGCAAAUCUUUUGUGUUUUUGUAUUUUAAAAAUAUAAAAGGACUGCAAAAUUGUUUUGUAAAA